Trypanosoma grayi is the source of this 1434-nucleotide messenger RNA. Its product is annotated as dihydrolipoyl dehydrogenase. NCBI's taxonomy places the organism in Eukaryota, Euglenozoa, Kinetoplastea, Trypanosomatida, Trypanosomatidae. The transcript has a single exon. Gene Ontology annotation, molecular function: flavin adenine dinucleotide binding; dihydrolipoyl dehydrogenase (NADH) activity. The record is from RefSeq and is a predicted model, not a curated record. Bases 1 to 1434 code for a protein of 477 amino acids. Gene Ontology annotation, cellular component: oxoglutarate dehydrogenase complex; mitochondrion.
AUGUUCCGUCGUUGUGCAGUGAAGCUUAACCCCUACGACGUUGUCGUGAUUGGCGGUGGCCCCGGCGGCUAUGUGGCGGCCAUCAAGGCGGCGCAGCUCGGCCUUAAGACGGCAUGUGUUGAGAAGCGUGGCUCGCUCGGCGGUACCUGCCUGAACGUUGGCUGCAUUCCCUCAAAGGCGCUCCUGCACGCGACGCACUUGUACCACGACGCACACGCCAACUUUGCGCGCUACGGCCUGCUUGGUGGCGAGACCAUCACGAUGGACACGGUGAAGAUGCAGCAGCAGAAGGAGAAGGCGGUGAAGGGCCUCACGGGGGGUGUGGAGUACCUCUUGAAGAAGAACAAGGUGGCGUACUACAAGGGUGAGGGCAGCUUUGAGUCGGCGACCACCAUCAAGAUCGCCGGCCUCGAUGGCAAGGAAGAGAAGAUCGAGACGAAGAAAACGAUCAUCGCCACUGGGAGCGAGCCGACGCAGCUGCCGUUCCUACCCUUCGACGAGAAGGCUGUGCUGUCCUCCACAGGCGCCCUCGCCCUGCAAGAGGUGCCCAAGACGAUGGUGGUGAUUGGUGGCGGCGUCAUCGGGCUCGAGCUCGGCAGCGUGUGGGCGCGACUUGGCGCGAGCGUGACGGUUGUUGAGUUUGCCCCCCGCUGCGCACCGACGCUUGACGAGGACGUCACAAACGCCCUCGUUGGCGCCCUUGCGAAGAAUGAGAAGAUGAAGUUCAUGACGAGCACCAAGGUGGUGAGCGGGACGAACAACGGCAGCAGCGUGACGCUCGAGGUGGAGGGCAAGGACGGCAAGCGCGAGACGCUCACGUGCGACGCGCUGCUCGUGUCGGUUGGACGGCGCCCGCACACCGGCGGCCUCGGCCUCGACAAGAUCAACGUCGCCACGAACGACCGCGGCUUCGUGAAGAUCGGCAACCACUUCGAGACGAAUGUGCCGAACGUGUACGCGAUCGGUGACGUGGUCGACAAGGGCCCGAUGCUCGCGCACAAGGCGGAGGACGAGGGCGUCGCCUGCGCAGAGCUGCUCGCCGGCAAGCCGGGCCACGUGAACUACGACGUCAUCCCCGGCGUUAUCUACACCAUGCCGGAGGUGGCGAACGUCGGCAAGACGGAGCAGGAGCUGAAGUCGGCGGGCGUCGCGUACAAGGUCGGCAAGUUCCCCUUCAACGCCAACAGUCGCGCCAAGGCGGUCGCCACGGAGGACGGCUUCGUGAAGGUGCUCGUCGACAAGGCCACCGACCGCAUUCUCGGCGUGCACAUCGUCUGCACGGCCGCGGGCGAACUUAUCGGCGAGGCGUGCCUCGCGAUGGAGUAUGGCGCCAGCUCCGAGGACGUCGGCCGCACGUGCCACGCACACCCGACCAUGUCGGAGGCGCUGAAGGAGGCGUGUAUGGCGUGCUUCGCCAAGAGCAUUAACUGUUAA